This is a messenger RNA of Boleophthalmus pectinirostris (great blue-spotted mudskipper), 952 nucleotides long. RefSeq names its product dynactin subunit 6. Gene Ontology annotation, biological process: mitotic spindle organization. The transcript has 6 exons. The record is from RefSeq and is a predicted model, not a curated record. NCBI's taxonomy places the organism in Eukaryota, Metazoa, Chordata, Actinopteri, Gobiiformes, Gobiidae. Gene Ontology annotation, cellular component: dynactin complex. Gene Ontology annotation, molecular function: dynein complex binding. Bases 75 to 728 code for a protein of 217 amino acids.
AAAGAAGGCGGCCACAGGCGUAAUAAUCGAGUACCGAGCGCUCAAGCGGCACCACCCGACGCAUUCAUAUCGCCAUGGAUAAACAAAACGCACAGAAAAGCGUCAAAAUAGCCGCUGGUGCAGUUGUGUGUGUUGAAAGUGAGAUCAGAGGAGAUGUGACAAUAGGUCCCAGGACAGUGGUUCACCCUAAAGCUCGAAUCAUUGCAGAAGCAGGACCCAUUGUCAUUGGAGAAGGCAAUUUGAUUGAAGAGCAGGCACUUAUUAUUAAUGGUUUUCCAGAAAAUAUCACACCGGAUUUGGAAUUUGAACCAAAGACUAUGACCAUCGGCAUCAAUAACGUUUUUGAAGUGGGAUGCACAUCCCAAGCUCUGAAAAUUGGAGACAAUAAUGUAAUAGAAUCAAAAGGCAAGUCUCUUUACUUUUCGCUGAACAUUAUUUUCAUGUGCCACCAAGAGUUUUGUUCAGUGUUCUUCUUGUUGAUCCUUUUAUUAGCUGAAGUUGGUAGAAACGUCAUAUUGACCAGUGGCUGCAUUAUCGGAGCAUUUUGCAGAGUCAACACCUGUGAGGUCAUACCUGAGAAUACGGUUAUAUACGGCUCAGGUUGCAUGAGGAGGGUGCAAACUGAGAGACCACAGCCUCAAACUUUACAACUGGAUUUUUUGAUGAAGAUUUUACCAAACUACCACCAUCUGAAGAAGUCUGUCAAAGCGGGUCACAAUCCCAGCUAGACCUCACUUUUGGACAUUACAUGCAGAAAAUGUAUUAAGUGCAUAUUGUAAGAUAACACAACUAUAGUAUACAGUAUAAUCUCUUUAUGUGAUCUGAUAACCCUGUUACCUUUAAUUAUAAAAUAUUUUCUUAUGCUUCUGCUUUCCUAUACCUUUUUGAACUGAGUUUGUUUUGUAAGAUUAAUAAAUGACCUUAAAUAAAAUUGUUUGCAUUAUAUACACAA